This is a messenger RNA of Eleginops maclovinus (Patagonian blennie), 1150 nucleotides long. It is a transcript of the gene tp53rk, whose product is annotated as TP53 regulating kinase. Gene Ontology annotation, cellular component: EKC/KEOPS complex; nucleus; cytosol. The coding region runs from base 176 to 883 and encodes 235 amino acids. Lineage: Eukaryota; Metazoa; Chordata; Actinopteri; Perciformes; Eleginopidae. Gene Ontology annotation, biological process: protein phosphorylation. Gene Ontology annotation, molecular function: ATP binding; protein serine/threonine kinase activity. The record is from RefSeq and is a predicted model, not a curated record. The transcript has 2 exons.
AUACAGUCUAUAGGUUGGUUGUUUGCCAACCGCCAUUACAAUAUAAGAAGAAGUCUAUAGUUUGGCUAGACAUUCCAGCUUAGUCGUGUUGAUCGGUGGCCGCCAGGGGGAGGCUGUGGGAACAUAGCCGAGGAAGCAGCAGACAGACAGUAGAAGAAGAAAACCGGAAGUAAACAUGGCCCAGGCGAAGAGCAUGGCGGCGAUCCUAGAGUUCCUCAGUAAAGCAGAGCUACUUAAACAGGGAGCAGAAGCCAGAGUGUACCGGUCAAAUUUUCUGGGAAGGCCGACUAUUGUGAAGGAAAGGUUCCGGAAACAAUACAGACACCCGCUGCUGGACGAGAAGCUGACCCACCGCAGGACGGUGCAGGAGGUCCGCUCCGUGCUGCGAUGCCGCAGAGCAGGCAUAUCAGUCCCUGUAGUUUAUUUUGUGGACUAUACAUCCCACUCUAUUUUCUUGGAGGAGAUUGAGGGCUCCUCGACUGUGCGAGACCACAUCGCCUCCGCUCCGCGGUCUGCUUCCUGUGAGGGGCUGGAGCCGCUGGCUGAGCGCGUGGGUCAGGUCCUGGCCAAAAUGCAUGACGAGGACGUCAUCCAUGGAGACCUGACCACCUCCAACAUGCUGCUGAGAUGCGGUCCAGAGGACGGGGAGUCGGAGCUGUUCCUCAUCGACUUUGGCCUGAGUUACAUCUCUGCUCUGCCCGAGGAUAAGGGGGUGGACUUGUAUGUGCUGGAGAAAGCCUUCCUCAGUACACACCCCAACACAGAGGCGCUGUUUGAGAGGCUGCUGAAGAGCUACGCUGUGUCAUCCAAGAAGUCGGCAGCGGUCAUUAAAAAGCUCGAUGAAGUCCGGUUGAGAGGGAGGAAGAGGUCCAUGGUGGGAUGAUGAUCUGUGGUGUGUUCAGGGACAGGCCUCUGGAAAUCACGUUUAUAAAAUCUGUCAUAGUUACAAAGCUUUCAUUGUGCAUAAAAGUACUAACAUUAAAUAAAAAAAUGUGAAAAAAACGUUUUUUCUUCUCAUGGAAGGAAUAUUUAAUAGAAAUAUGGAGUUCUAAAUGAUGUUGGCAUAUUCUGGAGAUUCUGGAAUUGUUGUGUGUUGUCUGUCUGCAAAAUGUAACAUACAAAGUGAGACUAAACAUGAUACAUCAGCCCC